AUGGCCGCCAACGCUCUCGGUGCCAUCUACAAGUGGGCUGUGCCUGCUGCCCUCGGUCUCUCCUUCGCAAAUGCCUCCAUGUACGAUGUCAAGGGCGGCACUCGCGCCGUCAUCUUCGAUCGCCUGUCCGGUGUCAAGGAAGGCGUUAUGAGCGAGGGAACUCACUUCCUGAUUCCCUGGCUGCAAAAGAGCAUCAUCUACGAUGUCCGCACAAAGCCUCGCAACAUCUCUACCACCACCGGUUCCAAGGAUUUGCAGAUGGUUAGCUUGACUCUCAGAGUCCUGCACCGUCCUGAAGUCAAGGCCCUGCCCAAGAUUUACCAGAAUCUCGGUCAAGACUACGAUGAGCGUGUUCUCCCCUCGAUCGGAAACGAAGUCCUCAAGGCCAUCGUGGCUCAGUUCGAUGCUGCCGAGCUCAUUACCCAGCGUGAAGCUGUUUCCAACCGUAUCCGUACCGACCUUCUUCGCCGCGCCUCCGAGUUCAACAUCGCUCUCGAGGAUGUCUCAAUUACCCACAUGACCUUCGGAAAGGAAUUCACCAAGGCUGUUGAAGAGAAGCAGAUCGCACAACAGGAAGCCGAGCGCGCACGCUUCAUCGUUGAGAAGGCCGAGCAAGAGCGCCAGGCCAACGUCAUUCGCGCAGAGGGUGAAGCCGAGUCAGCAGAUGUCAUCUCCAAGGCUGUGGCAAAGGCUGGUGACGGCCUCGUCCAGAUCAGAAGAAUCGAGACACAGAAGGAGAUUGCUCAGAUGAUGGCCAACAACCCCAACGUCACAUACCUGCCCGGUGGUAGCAACGGCGGUCAGAACGGUGGCCAGGGCGGCAACUUUCUGCUCGGUUUGAGAUCGUAA
This is a messenger RNA of Aureobasidium pullulans EXF-150, 849 nucleotides long. Its product is annotated as prohibitin-1. Gene Ontology annotation, cellular component: membrane; mitochondrion. Lineage: Eukaryota; Fungi; Ascomycota; Dothideomycetes; Dothideales; Saccotheciaceae. The record is from RefSeq and is a predicted model, not a curated record. Gene Ontology annotation, biological process: mitochondrion organization. Bases 1 to 849 code for a protein of 282 amino acids. The transcript is spliced from 2 exons.